Molecule: messenger RNA, 2077 nt
Organism: Thalassophryne amazonica
Lineage: Eukaryota; Metazoa; Chordata; Actinopteri; Batrachoidiformes; Batrachoididae
Gene: cldn23a
Product: claudin 23a
Exons: 1
Coding region: 54-872 (272 amino acids)
Biological process (GO): cell adhesion; bicellular tight junction assembly
Cellular component (GO): plasma membrane; bicellular tight junction
Molecular function (GO): structural molecule activity
Source: RefSeq, a predicted model, not a curated record
UCAGAGCUGUUCCAUCUCAUUCUGAGUUUUAAGGAGAACGCAUCGCAGCAAACAUGCAGAGGAGGUCGACGCAGUGGGUCCGGCUGUCCAUGCGCACCCCAGGGAUCCUGAUCUUCGGGAUGGUUCUGGCUCCCUGCGGGUGGAUCCUGGAUUUGACCGCCACUGUGGCUCCAAAUUGGAGAACUUUCAACCAAGUGGUCGGCAGACCUCAAGAUGUAAUCAUCCAGCAGGGUAUUUGGGACAUCUGCGAGGCUUCCAGCAUUUCUUCAUCAAUCCUGUGCAACCAGCCGGACUCGCUCUACUUCAGCAACCAGGUCAUCCGCCCGGCGCAGGGUCUGAUGGUGGCCUCCCUGAUCGUCACCCUGUGCGGGCUGGCUGUAGCCAUCCCGGGUGUCCGCUGCUGGAAAGACACGCCGAACUGGACCGUGGCUGGGCUAGGCGGGAUUCUGAUUUUCCUCUCGGGCGUCAUGACCAUCAUCCCCAUCGCUUGGUACACAAACAUCAUUAACAGCAUCAACACGGCCACCUCGGGCACAAUCACCGUGGGCUACUGCAUCGUCCUGGGCUACAUCGGCGGGAUACUUGAGAUUCUGGGCGGGUUCGUCAUGUUCAUCGGGAUCUGUCGUUGCUGCGGAGGGAAGAACCGAGGAGAAAGGAGGGUGAGGGAGGUGACCGACUACCCUGGGCAGCAAAAGCCGCCGUCGAGACGCGUCGAUUUACCGAGUCUGGACCGGUCCCGGAGCAACGCCAGCAGCGUUCCUUACUCCAAGAACUCUCUGGAUGACGACGUAUCCUUCCCCAGAGCCAAGACCCCAGAGCGCGGGUCUGUCAACACCUCCUACAACGGCACACCGGGCGACGUGGAUUUAUAAGAGCGCAGCGCACGAUCCAUGCGCCAUUACGCAUACAGACCCACGAGGAACACCAAGAGCGAAGAGAAAACAAGUAAUGCCUUUCAGAGAAGAGACAUAUAGUGGAUUUUUCUAACAUCACAACAUUAAAUGGCAAAAUUUGUGACUGCGGUGAAGGAGUAUAUAACAAACAGAUCAAAUUAAAAACCGUCUAUUAACUCAUCAUGACUCAUGAAAGUGCAUCAGAGUGUUAGAUUGUUAUGUAUUAAAAUAAUUUAUUGAACAGUGUGCAUAAUAUUACUUAUGUGGUUGUGAAAUUUGAAAUCGAUGAAGGGCUUCUUAAUUUUUAAAACAUAUUAUAAUAUCAGGGGCGGCUCUGUGAUUUUUUUGUUGUUGUUGUUGUUGGUGGUGGUGGGGUUGCGUGGGAGAAUGUGUGCUGUAGCAACAGAAUUGUGGUAAAUGUAAAAUUUUGGAAAAAACAAGCAGAACAACCGAAAAUUAAACAAUUAACAACACACAUGGCCAGGAUAGAAGCUGCUGUGCUUUAGGGGGCAGUAUUUUCUUUUACUCUUUAUGAAUGUUUGUCUACCAUUUUACUUUUUCUUUAAUUGUGGUGUCCAACAAUAAAUAUAAGCCAUUUGAAAUCAUGCCAGCACACCAAAUCAAAUGCAAUAACUAAUAAUAAUAAUAAAUACAGCCUGCAUUAUAUGAGUGUUGUGAACUUGCUAAGUUGAACCCAGUGCUGUGCACAAACAAUAUUUUAUGUGUGCUAUAAAAAUGCAGCACUAUAGGCCUAAAUCAGUUGGAGAGUUACAGUAGUAUAAGAAACUCGGCCUGCAAACAGCAAAUGUCAAUUUUCUGGUGCAUUUAUUGAGGGUGGGGGCCCACAGUCCCAUCAAGCUCCACCCUGGAGCCGCCUAUGUAACAACACAGUCAUUAACAAAGAACUCAGAUAUUAUGAGGAAGGAAAUUGUUAUGAAGGAUGUUGAAGUUGACAUUGGUUGUCUUUUAGAUUCUGCACAGUUGUAAAUAAUUCUGUUUUAAGAAGUUUGAGGUUUGUUUUCUGUGAAUAUUCAUGAAGAAGCUUCUAUUUUAUGUAAAUAUGUUGCACUUUAUAUUCAUAACUGACCAUGUAGGACACCUGCGGAAAAGCAUCAUCAUGAGGUGAAGUGGUCAUUGCUCUGUGAUACAUGUGCUGUUAAUUAAAUGUGCACUGUCUUUAUUAA